AGGAAAUAGAACGAUAACUUCCAAAGCAACGGUUUUUGACUGUAAUAUUAAAACUACUGACGAAAAUGAUGUUAAAUAGUAAAAGUUCGGAUAUGGAAAGUGAAAUAAUAUCCACCAUCAAGAAAAGAAUUAUGGUAUUUGAUGGUGGUAUGGGAACAAUGAUUCAACAACAGAAAUUAGAAGAAGAAGAUUUCAUUGGUGAAGAAUUUAAAAAUCAUCCUAAAAAUUUGAAAGGAAAUAACGAUAUCCUUUCUCUUACAAAACCUGAUCUUAUAUACAACAUUCAUAAGGACUAUUAUGAAGCAGGAGCAGAUUUUGCAGAAACUAACACAUUUAGUGGGACACGCAUAGCUCAGUCUGAUUAUGGAAUGGAAGACCAGGUUUAUAGACUAAAUGUAGAGUCUGCUAAAAUAGCUAAACGAGCUGCAGAUGAUGUUACAAAAGCAACAGGAAUCAAGAGAUAUGUUGCAGGUGCUAUGGGACCAACUAAUAGAACUCUUUCAAUUUCUCCAUCUGUGGAGAAACCAGAAUUUAGGAAUAUUACAUUUGAUGAAUUGGUAGAAGCUUAUUUAGAACAAGCUAAAGGUCUGCUAGAAGGUGGAGCAGAUGUAUUAUUGGUUGAAACCAUAUUUGAUACAGCUAAUGCCAAGGCUGCUUUGUAUGCCAUUCAAGUUUUAUUUUCUGAAACAAACAAGAAGUGUCCAAUAUUUGUAUCUGGAACAAUUGUUGAUAAAAGUGGUCGAACAUUAUCAGGUCAAACAACUGAAGCUUUUCUAAUCAGUGUUUCCCAUGCUGAUCCAAUGUGCUUGGGUUUAAACUGUGCAUUAGGAGCAAGUGAAAUGAGGCCAUUUAUAGAAGCUAUAAGUUUAAAUACUACAGCAUACACAAUAUGUUAUCCUAAUGCAGGUUUACCAAACACCUUCGGUGACUAUGAUGAAACUCCUGCUCAAACAGCCAAUCAAAUAAGGGAAUUUGCUCGGGAUGGUUUAGUUAAUAUUGUUGGAGGAUGUUGUGGAACAACACCAGCUCAUAUCAAGGCUAUAGCUGAUGCUGUUAAAGAAUUUGCACCACGUGAACCUCCUAAAGAUCUCAAUAAAGACUGUUUGAUGUUAUCUGGACUAGAGCCAAUGGCUAUAGGAAAGUUUGCUAUAUUUGUAAAUAUCGGUGAAAGGUGUAAUGUGGCAGGAUCUAGAAAGUUCUGUCGUUUGAUUAAAACUGGGAACUAUGAGGAAGCAUUGAGUAUUGCUAAAUUACAGGUUGAAAAUGGAGCUCAGGUAUUAGAUAUUAAUAUGGAUGAAGGUUUAUUAGAUGGAGUAGCUGCCAUGACUAAAUUUAUUAAUCUUAUAUCUAGUGAACCAGACAUUGCCAAGGUGCCCUUAUGUAUAGAUUCAUCUAAUUUUGCUGUAAUAGAAGCAGGUUUAAAAUGUACCCAGGGUAAAUGCAUUGUUAAUAGUAUUAGUUUAAAGGAAGGAGAACAAGAUUUUAUUAGAAAAGCUGAACAAAUAAAAAAAUUUGGUGCUGCUACAGUUGUAAUGGCUUUUGAUGAAGAGGGUCAGGCUACAGACACAGAAAGAAAGUUCAGUAUUUGUGAGAGAUCGUACAAUAUACUGGUGGAUAAAGUAGGAUUUAAUCCUAAUGAUAUUAUAUUUGAUCCUAAUAUAUUAACUAUUGCUACUGGUAUAGAAGAACAUAAUACAUAUGGUAUAACAUUUAUAGAAGCUUGUAAACUUAUCAAGGCUAAAUUACCAGGAGCUAGAGUGAGUGGAGGUGUGUCUAAUUUCUCAUUUUCAUUCCGUGGUAUGGAUUCUGUAAGAGAACCGAUGCAUAGUGUAUUUCUCUAUCAUGCCAUCAAGGCUGGAAUGGAUAUGGGUAUUAUAAAUGCUGGAUGUUUACCAGUCUAUGAUGAUAUUAAACCAGAGUUAUUACAACUGUUAGAGAAUAUAUUGUGGAAUAAAGAUCCAGAUGGAACCGAAAAACUUUUACAAUAUGCUCAGAAAAAUGGUAAAGAUGCUAAAAAAGUCCAGUCCGAUGAUGAAGAGUGGAGAAAAACCACUGUAGAAGAAAGAUUGAAAUACUCUCUUAUCAAGGGCAUUGAUAAAUAUAUUGUUGAAGAUACGAAAGAAGCAAGAACGAGUUUUGAUAAAUAUCCGCGACCUCUUCAUGUUAUAGAAGGACCUCUCAUGGAUGGUAUGAGUGUUGUUGGUGAUUUAUUUGGAGCCGGUAAAAUGUUUUUACCACAGGUUAUUAAAUCUGCCCGUGUCAUGAAGAAAGCUGUAGCAUAUCUUAUACCUUUUAUGGAAGAAGAAAGAGUGGCCAAGAUGGAGGCUGAUGGAUUAGAUUCAUCUGAGCCCGCCUGGGCUGGAACUAUUGUUAUAGCUACUGUAAAAGGUGAUGUUCAUGAUAUUGGUAAGAACAUUGUUGGUGUUGUGUUGGGCUGUAAUAAUUAUAGGGUUGUCGAUCUGGGUGUCAUGACACCAUGUGAGAAAAUUUUGGAAAAAGCUAUUGAACUGAAUGCAGAUUUUAUUGGUUUAUCUGGUCUGAUUACACCAUCUUUAGAAGAAAUGGUUCAUGUUGCUAAAGAGAUGGAAAGAAUAGGCUUGAAAAUUCCUUUAUUAAUAGGAGGAGCAACAACAUCAAGAGCUCAUACAGCUGUUAAAAUAGCACCAAAAUACAGUAAUCCAACAAUUCAUGUUCUAGAUGCUUCAAAAAGUGUUGUUGUGUGUUCAGCUCUGUUGAAUGAUAGUGGCUAUGACGAUUAUAUAUUUGAUAUACAAGAAGAAUAUGAAGAAAUUAGACAAGAACAUUAUGAAUCUUUAAAGGACAGAAAAUAUGUGAAACUAGAUAAGGCAAGAGAAAAAGCAUUUAAAAUUGAUUGGAAAUCUGAAGCUAAACCAGUGGAACCAUCUUUUCUUGGAAUAAAAAUGUUUGAAAAUUAUGAUAUUUCAUCUUUAGUGCCAUACAUUGAUUGGAAACCAUUUUUUGAUGUAUGGCAAUUGAAAGGAAAAUACCCUAAUCGCGGAUAUCCGAAAAUAUUUAAUGAUAAAGAUGUUGGAGAAGAAGCCAAGAAAGUAUUUGAUGAAGCCCAGGACAUGUUAAAGAAUAUUAUCAAUAAUUCAAGUCUUACUACCAGUGGUGUUAUUGCGUUUUAUAGAGCAAAUAGUGUAGGUGAUGACAUACAGGUCUAUGAUGAUAAUUAUAAACACAUAGCUACAUUUCAUGGAUUACGACAACAGGCAGAAAAAGAUGGUGGUACAUAUGAAUGUUUAUCAGAUUUUAUAGCACCUAAAGACAGUAAUAUAGAAGAUUAUAUUGGACUAUUUGCUGUUACAGCUGGUAUAGGUGUUCAACAAAUGUGUAAAGAAUUUGAAAGUAAAUAUGAUGAUUACAGUAUUAUAAUGGUAAAAGCUUUAGCAGACAGAUUAGCAGAGGCAUUUGCUGAGCUGAUGCACGAAAAAGUGCGACAAGAAUACUGGGGUUAUGCAUCAUCAGAAAAAUUAGGUGCUCAAGACUUACAUCGCAUUAAAUAUCAGGGUAUACGUCCAGCACCAGGAUAUCCUAGUCAACCAGAUCAUACGGAAAAACAAACUAUGUGGAAGAUAUUAGAUGCGGAUAAAGUUGGUAUUAAACUAACUCAAUCUCUAGCUAUGGAUCCAGCAGCUUCAGUUAGUGGUUUAUAUUUUGCUUCACCACACUCUUCAUAUUUUUCUGUUGGUAAAGUAGACAAAGAUCAGAUUGAAGAUUACUCUAAAAGAAAAGGAAUGGAUGUGAAUGAAGUAGAAAAAUGGCUGGCUCCAUAUCUAGCUUAUGAUGUGUAAAUAAUGAUCUGUUCUUUUACCUUAAGAUUCUACAUUCAGUUUUUCUUUAACUGAAUAAGACUCCAUGUUUAUACAUCAUCAAUAUAAUGUGGAAAAAAAAAUCUCAGGAAUACAUAACUUUUGCUUUAGUGCUAUUAAAUCUAUGUCAUACCAUUAAAUAUGGUAAAGUAUUUCUUCUUUACUGUUUAAAUUCGGGACAUGCAUUUAUAAUGUGAAUAAAUAACCAGUCAGUUUGUAACAUUACAAUGUGAAAUAAGCCAGCAUCCAAUAUAUUAUAAUUAUGUGAUCUCAAAGAAGUAUUAUCACUUUUACUAAAAACAUAUUAUAUAAUUAAUUUGGAACAAAAUCAUAUUUAAAUCGGCAUUAUGUGAGAGCAAUAAUUGCUUAUUGCUGGUCAUUUUUCUGACUUUAAAUGUUAUAUAAAUUAUUAUUUAGACAUUUAUUCACCUGACAAGCCCAUAAUCAACUCUCUAGAUCAUUGGAUGGUUUAGAUAUUGAGUGGAUUAGACAGACAAUGCCUGCCAAAUCUUAGUUAUACAUUAAUAUCGCUGGAAACUGUCAAUAAAAGGACUAACAAACAAUGCUUUGUUUAUUAUGGUUCUUGACAAUCGAGAAUAUGAACUGUGGGUGAAGUUUCCAAAUGCCAAUGAUUGGCAAUUGAUGGCUAUUUCUUGUCAAGACUUGCCACUUUCACCAAGAAAAUAUUAUUUAAUCUUAUGUAUCUUAUAUAGACUUACCUAAAUAUUGAAAAUCUUUGCGCUGACCUAGCAUAAGGGUAUUUUGUACAAGCAUAAUUUAAACACCUUGAAAAUUUAUAAAUGAUUGUAUAGCUUAUAUCUUUAUCUCAGUGAUAGACAAGAGGAUUUGUUUCCAAUAUUGAACACCACUGAUGUUACAGUCAAAGAUUACUGGCAAAGAACUCCAAAACACUAAUGCCUCUUUAAUGCCAUACAUGUAUCUAUUGUUAUCAUUGUACUUAAAAUAUGUUUAACUAGCAGGAUACCCGGCUUAGCUCGGGGGUCAUAACUCCGAAACCGGAAGUGGUAGACUAACGCCACCUGGCCUAUGUUACUCCCCGGUCCGAGCUACCCCUAUACCCCAAAUUUCAGACUCGGGGCAGAUCUAGUGUAGCCGCCAACCCCGAACAGACCGGCUUCGCUCGGGGGUCAUAACUCCGAAACAGGAAGUGGAAGACUAUCGCCACCUGGCCUAUGUUACUCCCCGGUCCGAGCUACCCCUAUACCCCAAAUUUCAGACUCAGGGCAGACCUAGUGUAGCCGCCAACCCCGAACAAACCGGCUUCGCUCGGGGGUCAUAACUCCGAAACCGGAAGUAGUAGACUAACGCCACCUGGCCUAUGUUACUCCCCGGUCAGAGCUACCCCUAUACCCCAAAUUUCAGACUCGAGGCAGAUGUAGCCGCCAACCCCGAACAGACAGACUUCGCUCGGGGGUCAUAACUUCGAAACCGGCAGUGGUAGACUAACGCCACCUAGCCUAUGUUACUCCCCGGUCUGAGCUACCCUUAUACCCCAAAUUUCAGACUCGGGGCAGACCUAGUGUAGCCGCCAACCCCGAACAGACAGACAGACAGACGGACAGACAGACAGACAAACGACAGUCACAAAUAUAUAUAUAGAUAGAUUAAAGAUACAUUAUGGGAGAUUAGAUAAAGAGCUGAACCGAGUAUUUAGUGAUUGAAUUUUGGGCUUAGCCUCGAUCAUCAUUACUAAAGUCAGUACGAUAAAAAACAUAGUCUCGAUUAUCCAUUUUUAAACGCCCACAUUUUCAUGUGGUCGUAUAUGCCAUUGCCCCUGUUUGUCCAUUCGUCCACAAUUUGUUUGUGGUCACAAUUUUUAUCCGAUUUCAAUGAAACUUGAAAUAUAGAUUUAUCGCCCUAAGAUCUCGGUUCCUUACGAUAUUGGCAUGUAUCGGACUGUAACUUCAUGGGUUAUGGCCCCUGAUUGUACGAAAAAUCACGUAUAUAGCUUGUGGACCCUAUAGGGGUCACAAUUUUUAUCUAAUUUUGUUGAAACUUGAAAUAUAAGUUUAUAACCCAAAGAUCUCAGUUCCUUUUAAUAUUUGCGCAUAUCGGACCGUAACUUCCUGAAUUAUGGCCCCCGAUUGUACAAAAAAUCACGUUUUUAGCUUGUGGACCCUAUAGAGGUCAUAAUUUUUUAUCCGAUUUAAAAAAAGAUUUGAAUAUAUCUCCGUUACACCCAAAGGGUGGUUGAGUUUGAAUUUCGUAAAAAUUGGACCAAAACUGACAGACAAAAUGGCCACGCCUCGUCCUCAAAUAGCGUAAAAAUAUGGUAUAUCAAGGUUGUGGACCCUCUAGAGGUCACAGUUUUUUUCUGAAAUGUAAGUUUAUAACUGUCGAUGUUCCUGAAUAUCGGAUCGUAACUAACUGAAAUAUGGCCCCUGAUUGUAUGAAAAAUCACGUUUUUAGCUUGAGGUCCCUCGAGAAGUCACAGUUUUUAUCUGAUUUAAAAAAAAACAUGUGAAUAUAUCACCAUUACACACUAAGAUCUUGGUUCCUUUUGAUAUUUGUGCAUUUCAGACCAUAACUUUCUGGAUUAUUGCCCCUGAUUGUUCAAAAAAUCCUGUUUGUUUUUAGCUUUUUCUCUAUCCAUCUCUUGAAAAAUGUGGGUGUAUCCUGCCUGGCAGCCACUAGUUUGAUUUAAUCAGAAGCAGCAAACCGAGUUCUGAGUUCUAAUCCAGUAAAUAUCGCAGGCUAGCGAUGCCAUCGAGAGUUGAUUAUGGUCUGGAUAAGUUAAUUAAUGUCUAAUUAAUAAUUUAGAUAACAUUUCAGGCCUAAAGAAAGACCUGCAAUUGGCAGAUUUAGCUCUUGCAUAAUGUAUGUUUAAAUGUUUACUUGUAUUACGGUUAUGACAAAAUAUAAUUUAUAAACCAGUUUUUGUUGAAGUUACUUUUUUAUUUUAUGAAUUUUUUUUUAAUUAGAUUUAUAAAAACAAAUCAUUAUUGUAAAUUGUGUUGUUAACAUAUAAAUGCAAUGUAAAAAGUGCUUAUUGUACUCAUAUUACAGAAAUUAAAUAUCCCAUUCUACCAUUUUGUAGAAGCUGCACUAAAGGGGUCACUCAUCUUAACCCUUUGUGGUUUUUUAGAUACAAAAUAUCACACUAAUAUCUGGACAUUAAAAUUAUUUUUAUUACACAAUAUAAAGAGUCACUUGGUUCAACUUUUGAAUUUUUGUUUUUUUGUUUUUUUUAACUUUUGACUCGCAUACAAUAGCUCAAAUUAUGCAGUGUAGUUUUGAUAAUUCAAAUGAUAAAGAGUUAAGUAUUUUGAAGUCUAAACACAUUCAUUGUACCACCUUAAAGGUCCUUGCUGAAUCUAGGGACCUUAAGAUUAUUUCACUAUUCACAUUGUCAACUUAACACUAAUUUUACCAGACAGGUUAUAAAAUCAGUAUUGACUGGUUAAAUUAUCUCAAGUGUAUUAUACAUGUAUAAGGGUUAGAGUUCAGGUAAGCUUAUAGAAUUCUGUGCUAUAACAUAUUUUUUACUAUUUGUUAUAUUUUUGUCUAUUGUUGAUAGCUUGAUGUAAAUAUUGUGUUUAGAAACAAGGUUUUAUUUUUAAAUACAUUCUUAAUACAUAUUUCAAAAAGUAUUUCAAUAAUGACAUUGAUUGUUAUUUUCAGUUACUAAAUAAUUAUCAUUAUGUAUAUAUAGAUCUACAUUAAA
Molecule: messenger RNA, 7518 nt
Organism: Patella vulgata (common limpet)
Lineage: Eukaryota; Metazoa; Mollusca; Gastropoda; Patellidae
Product: methionine synthase
Exons: 34
Coding region: 66-3815 (1249 amino acids)
Biological process (GO): pteridine-containing compound metabolic process
Molecular function (GO): zinc ion binding; cobalamin binding; methionine synthase activity
Source: RefSeq, a predicted model, not a curated record